Teleopsis dalmanni is the source of this 1064-nucleotide messenger RNA. It is a transcript of the gene vito, whose product is annotated as nucleolar protein 12. Lineage: Eukaryota; Metazoa; Arthropoda; Insecta; Diptera; Diopsidae. Gene Ontology annotation, molecular function: RNA binding. The transcript has 2 exons. Gene Ontology annotation, cellular component: nucleolus. The coding region runs from base 140 to 907 and encodes 255 amino acids. The record is from RefSeq and is a predicted model, not a curated record.
AUGCGUAAAUAAAGUUUGAAAAUUGUGAGUGUAAACAUAGUAUAAGAAAAAUGCGAUUAGUUUGAAAAAUACUUCAAAAAGGUGGUAAUAUCAAAAUACAUCAACACGUGAAUCUGUCAAGUCUAUUAAAGUUCGUAAAAUGCCAAACAAUAAGAAGUCAAGUGCGAAAAAAGAAAUAGUUUUCGAUCCUAAAAAAAGAAGAGAAUUCCUUACUGGAUUUCAAAAACGUAAAAAUGAACGCCGAAAAAAGGCUAAAGAUCAGUUGAUGCAACACCUCAAGGAAGAACGCAGAAGAAUCCGGCAAGAGGUAAAGGAUGGCGUUAAACACUUAAAAAAAAGUUUUGAACCACUGCGUGAGCUUACAGAAGAGGACAAAGUAUAUGAAUCCGAUUAUGAGGAUGCCAGUGUUAAAAUAGUAGAGUUGUCAACUAAUGACUUAGCCAAUCAAAAUAAUUUCAUAGGGUCAAACACUUUUAACGAGAAUACGGAAGUAAACGAAUCCACAGAUAGUGAAGUUGAUUGUAAUAUUGAUAAUGAUAUUAAUUGCAUCCCCGGUAUGGAAUUGAAUUGUAAAUCUACAAAAAAUUCUGAACAAAAUAACAAGGAAAAUGGAAAAUCACAUAAAACUGAAAAAGUAAAUUUCGAUAGUUUUAAAUCAAAAAAAGAUUUGGAUCGUUUAAUAAAAAACAAAACCCUUAAGAAACUACAUAAAAGCAAAGCUUUUAAACGUAAGGAAAAUUUUGAUAAAAAAGCAAACCAAAAAAAGGUUAAACGAAAUAAAAUUAAUACAAUAAAAAGUUUACCCAAGCACUUACAAAAAACCAAAAAGUUUGAGCAGAAUCGUUAUCGAAAAGGUCGUUUAAUCACCAAAAAGGAUCGCAAAAGCAGAGCACGAAAUGAAAAAUAAGAAAUAACAUAAACCCGCGAAAUAAUUAAUCCAAACAAUUAUUGCAUUGUAUUAAGUUAUAUUAUUAAUUUCUUAGAUUUAUAAGAAAUCAUUUCAAUACAUACUACUUUUGUCAAUUUUUAUAAUGGUGUCGCGGUAAUAAAAAAUGCAAAUCUGU